AUGGAUGGAUACUCCCACUCCUGGUGGCGGCCGUACGAGAGAGCCCCUGUGCUUCACACCCGCAUACCCACCGACGGCCACUCUGCCUCAGCCUCUCCUCGCCAUCAUCUCUCUGUUCCUCCACAAGCCCUGGAUACCUUUCGGGGCUCUUCGUGCGCUUCUCUUGACUCGGUGUACGCUACGCACCCCCCUGCUGCUGCUGCUGCUGCUGCUGCAACGCAGCAGAUACGCAUGCAUGCAGCUUCAUCCACUCCUUCUACGCCUCCUGACUCUCCACCGACAUUCAGAAAUGGGGCGGGGGGCCUCUCGCACUUCCGCGAGGCCCCCUCUGCAUGCAACAGCAAGCAGCAGCAACGGAUGCAGGCGGCGGACGCAGCAGCAGCAGCAGCAGCAGCAGCAGCAAACAAGCCUCACAGGGAUAUUCUGCUGCGGGUGCACCCACGGGGGCAUGCGCGUUGCAGCGACACAGCUGCAGCAGCAGCAGGAGACGCAGCAGCAGCAGCACAGGCAGCAGCAGCAGAGAGGAAUUCUGAUUGCUGCAGGGUGGAGAGCAGCAGCAGCAGCAGCAGCAGCAGCAGCAAGAUGAAUCGACUGGACAGAGCCGAGGCUAUUGUGAAAGAGCUGCUGCAGGAGGCGGCGAUACUGAAGGCUGAGAACCGCAGACUGCGCGCGGAAGAAGCAGCAAAAACAGACAUGCAGCAGCAGCAGCAGCAGCAGCAGCAGCAGCAGGGGCAGGAGCAGCAGCAGGGUGCAGAGUCAGGAGCACAUAGAGCAGCUGUACGACGGCAGCAGGAGCAGCAGCAUCAGCAGCAGCAGUUGCUGCUGCUGCUGCAGCAGGAGCUGCAGCAGCUGCGCGAUAGAAUAAAAGAACAAGACAAGGAGCUGCAGCAGCUGCGGCAGAGGUGCAACGAAGAUGCAUGCAUGCAGACCUAUACACAAACAAUGCUUCCGUUUGAUUUGCCUUUGGUGACGCCUGUGGUGAUUCCAGAGGAGACAGCAGAGACAAGCAGCUCGCUGCAGCAGCUGCAGCAGCAGCAGCAGCAGCAGCAGCAGCAACAGCAGCAGAAGCUGGAAGAAAUACAACAAAUGAGAGACAGAGAACAAAGCAGACAAAAUGAGGUAGCAGAGCUGCGGCGUUGCUGCUGCCAGCUGCAGGAAGAGCUGCAGCAGCAGCAGCAGGCUGCUGCUGCUGCUGCUGCUGCUGCUGUUGAGCUGGGUGCAGCAGCAGCAGCAGCAAAAGCAGCAGACAUCAGCAGCAAAGGAGAAAUAAAAGAAAUAAAAGAAAACAUGAAAAAACAAAUAAAUAAACAAAUCGAAGACAAACUACAAAUGAAGGCGCAGAGAACAGAGGCAGAGGAGGAGGAGAGUGAAUCUGUGCGGGAGUUGCAGCGGCUGGUGGAGAAAGCUGCAGCAGAAAUAAAGGCGACCCUCAGUGCAGCUAAAAAAGGAAAAACAAACAAAAACAACAAACAGCAAACGAACAAACUAACAAACACAACUCCUGCUGCUGCUGCUGCUGCUGCUGCUGCUGCUGCUACUACUACUACUACUGUUCCUCCUAUUCUUACACCAUCAUCAUCAUUAUCAUCAGCAGCAGCAGCUGCUGCUGCUGCUGCUGAUGGUGACGCUGCAUGCGCUAGCGAGUGUGUAGAGGUGCCUGAAGAAAGAAUUGAUGAGGGAGAAGAAGAAAAGAGAGAAAGCAGCAACGGCUCAUCGCUUUGGGGUGGGAUAUACUAUAUAGAGAUAGGCGCAGCCAAAGUGAAACAACACAUGCAGCAGCAGCAACACCAGCAGCAACAGCAGCAGCAGCAGCAGCAGCAGCAGAACAUUUUAUUGAUCCUAGUGUAUCCUUAA
This is a messenger RNA of Eimeria mitis, 1854 nucleotides long. RefSeq lists its product as uncharacterized. The transcript has 6 exons. Bases 1 to 1854 code for a protein of 617 amino acids. The record is from RefSeq and is a predicted model, not a curated record. Lineage: Eukaryota; Apicomplexa; Conoidasida; Eucoccidiorida; Eimeriidae.